AUGGGAUUUACGGAGAUGUUCAACCUGGCCCGGGUGCCCUCCAUCCUCCUGCUUGGAGCAAUCUAUGUGGCCUAUGUUCUGAUUGGUGGAGUGAUUUUUUGGCAUCUAGAAGGACAGCUCGGAAGAAGGGACAUUGGAUAUAUAAUUGAACAAAAACAAAAUCUGCUAGACAAAUACACCUGUCUGACUCCAGAGAGCCUACAAGAAGUCGCAAAGGUUGUCCAAGAGGCAACAAAAGUAGGCCUCAGUUUGAAGAGUAACUACACGACUGAUGGUUUCUGGAAGUUCACCUCGUCCGCUGUGUUUGCUGCUACUGUUGUCACCACAAUAGGUUAUGGAAACAUAAGUCCCAGGUCCACAGGUGGGCAGAUCUUCUGUGUAUUUUUUGCUUUGUUUGGCAUCCCCCUCAACAUUGUAGUGCUUAAUCGGGUUGGCAAGUACAUGCUUGUGAUAGAGAGGAACAUCUCUGACUUUCUCGAGACCAAAAUGAGCAAAUCAGGCAAAAAGAUAUGUGUGCGCUUCUCUGUCCACUUUAUAUCAUACCUGUGUGGAGUGGUCCUCUUCUUUGUGGUGCCGAUGCUAGUUUUCCAAAAUCAAGAAGGAUGGACAUAUUCACAGGCCAUCUACUACUGCUUCAUCACCCUCAGCACCAUUGGAUUUGGAGACUUUGUAGCAGACAAUAAUCCAGAGAGAUAUUACCCGGACUGGUACAGCAUCAUGACAGCCUGCUGGAUAUUCUUCGGCCUGGCCUGGCUGGCUUUAGUGAUCAACCACUCCAUCGACAUCCUGGAGCGGAUCAACAACGAAAUGAAGGCAUGGUGGGCGGGCGAUAAGAGCAAGGAGGGGUCAGCCAGUGGUGAAGACAAUCCUGAGACACAGAUGGAGGAUGAGGAAGACAAGACCUCUGCACACAAGUAA
Boleophthalmus pectinirostris (great blue-spotted mudskipper) is the source of this 918-nucleotide messenger RNA. RefSeq names its product potassium channel, subfamily K, member 17 (gene kcnk17). Gene Ontology annotation, cellular component: membrane. Gene Ontology annotation, molecular function: potassium ion leak channel activity. Lineage: Eukaryota; Metazoa; Chordata; Actinopteri; Gobiiformes; Gobiidae. Gene Ontology annotation, biological process: potassium ion transmembrane transport; stabilization of membrane potential. The record is from RefSeq and is a predicted model, not a curated record. The transcript is spliced from 5 exons. The coding region runs from base 1 to 918 and encodes 305 amino acids.